Molecule: messenger RNA, 6750 nt
Organism: Rhipicephalus sanguineus (brown dog tick)
Lineage: Eukaryota; Metazoa; Arthropoda; Arachnida; Ixodida; Ixodidae
Gene: fz2
Product: frizzled-5
Exons: 2
Coding region: 421-2172 (583 amino acids)
Biological process (GO): canonical Wnt signaling pathway; non-canonical Wnt signaling pathway
Cellular component (GO): plasma membrane
Molecular function (GO): Wnt receptor activity; Wnt-protein binding
Source: RefSeq, a predicted model, not a curated record
GCCUAGGCGACGGAGCCGCCGUCCGGUCGCCGUGGCAACCGCCUCGGCCGCCUGACACUAGGGGCGACAGCGGCGGGAGAGAGAGAGGGCGACGCCGGCGCUCGGAGCGAUUGGGAGAAGAGUCGGCCGGUAUAUUGAGCAGCCAGAGUGGCCGCUGCCCCUGGGAGUGGCUGCCGCAACGCGCGUGCGAGGGACGACUCUGCUGGCUCCAGUGUUCCACCGUCCGUGCGCGCCGGCAACCGCGAACUUCCACGGGUCCAGGCUGUCCUAUUCUGCUGCACGCGGCACAGCACGCCGGCACCCAUCGAUCUCCGCAGCAGCCCAAGGUGUGGCAUGCCGGUGGCAGGUGCAGCGCCCGGAAGAAGGCGCGCUUACGGCCGACGUACUCGUGAUCGGGCCCGCAUGCUUGACCGCUGAGCCAUGCGACUGCACGUGCUUGUCCUGCUGCUGCUGGCCUCGGCUGGCGGAGGCUGGUCGCGGGAGCGCUGCGAGGACAUCACUAUCCCAAUGUGCAAGGGCAUCGGCUACAACCAGACGUCCAUGCCGAACCAGUUCAACCAGGACACUCAGGACGAGGCUGGCAUGGAGGUUCACCAAUUCUGGCCCCUCGUGGAGAUCCAAUGCUCCGACGACCUCAAGUUCUUCCUCUGCUCGCUAUACACGCCCAUCUGCAUGGAAGAGUAUGCGGGCAGCGUCCCGGCCUGCCGCUCUGUCUGCGAGAGGGCGCGGGCGGGCUGCGCGCCCAUUAUGCGCCAGUAUGGCUUCGCGUGGCCCGAGCGCAUGAACUGUGACGCGCUGCCGCAAUACGGCGACACGGAGCAGCUGUGCAUGGACGCCAAGGAGGGCGCGCGACCGGACAGCGCCGACACGAGCCUCGUGGUGGCCCCUGCGGUGCCCCCGAGCAAGCCCAGAGGAGGUUCGCGGCCCCGACAGCGCGAGCGGCAGCCCGGCGGCCGGGGUGCGUCGAGCGGUGAUUGCGACUGCCCGUGUCAAGCGCCGCUCAUCAACACGUCCGAUCCGCACUUCUACGCGCGCGGGCUCUCGUCGAGGCCGCCGGAGUGCGCGCUGCCCUGCCGCAUGGUGUACUUUAACGGCUACGACCAGACCUUCGCUACGUACUGGGUAAGCACAUGGGCCGUGCUGUGCUGCGUGUCCACCAGCCUCACGGUGCUUACGUUCCUCAUCGACACGGCUCGCUUCCGUUAUCCCGAGCGACCCAUCAUAUUUCUCUCCUUCUGCUACCUCAUGGUGUCCGUCGGCUACCUGGUGCGGCUGGCCAUGGGCCACGAGCCCAUCGCCUGCGACGGCAACGUGGUCCGCUACUACGUGAGCAGCCGGCCGUUCGCCUGCACGCUCGUCUUCAUCCUGCUUUACUUCUUCGGCAUGGCAAGCUCCAUGUGGUGGGUCAUCCUCACGCUCACCUGGCUGCUGGCCGCGGGUCUCAAGUGGGGCAACGAGGCCAUCGCGGGCUAUUCCCAGUACUUCCACAUGGUGGCCUGGGCCGUGCCCACUGUCAAGACCAUCGUGGCUGUGCUGUUGAGCGCCGUGGACGGUGACUCGGUCGCCGGCGUCUGCUACGUUGGUAACCAGGACCUGACCAACCUGCGAGCCUUCGUUCUCGGGCCGCUCUGCCUCUACUUGCUGUUGGGCACCUCGUUCCUGCUUGCCGGCUUCGUGUCACUCUUCCGCAUCCGUUCCGUUAUUCGUGCCCAGGCGCGCGCCAAGGCCGACAAGCUCGAGAAGCUUAUGAUCCGCAUCGGCAUCUUCUCAGUGCUCUACACGGUUCCAGCUACAGUCGUCAUCGCCUGCUACUUCUACGAGCACCACUACCGAGAGCCCUGGCUCCGCCGCUUGCGCUGCCCUUGUCCACGCAACAACGAGGCUCCCAGGCCGCACUUCUUCAUGUUCAUGGUCAAGUACUUCAUGUGUCUAGUCGUGGGCAUUACGUCCGGCUUCUGGAUUUGGUCUGGGAAGACGCUGGAGUCCUGGUGGAAUUUCUACGCCAGGCUUUGCGGAGGUCGCCGCCGACGAGGCCGCAGCGUCGCCGGUGGAGGCGUUGGUGAUUUUCCAGAUCCCCAUGUGCGGACAUUCAAACAGUCUAUGAGUCCGGUCAGUCACAUCGGACAGUUGUCCAGCCAUGGCGGCAAGCAGUUGCCGCUGUCACACGUGUGAGUACAUGCUGGUACCCCAGGUGACCAGCGUGCAUCUCCAACGCCUUCCGUCUAGUCCGCCGUUCGGAUCCGUGCUUAUUCUCAGUGCAUGUUGCAGCAGCGUCAGCGGCUCACGUGCUCUCUGAUAUCGCACCCGCAAGGCCAAGCGCUGCUGGUCAGUGAAAUAAUACGUGCCGCAGAAACGCCCCAUGCGCCCAUCCUUGUUCUUUCGCGGAAGGCAGCUGAACUUACGAACUACGAUGCGCAGCAGCUGUCAGAAAGUCCGCGAAACUGUUUCGCUCAAUGAAGUUCGAAAGGUUACGUAACUAACGAGACCACCAAAAAGCUGUCACUGAAACCUUCCAGCGCUCCCUUUAGCUUUCAUGCGUGCUACGGGCCCGAGCUGGAAACUGUUAACCGUAUGAUCAGUUUUGCCAAGUGUCCCAGAUUCAUAUACGUGUUCGCGACAUAAUUUUUGAUGUGAUUCUACAGCUGAUGUUGCAUAGUGCAGUUGAUGUAGUCGCGUGGACGCCACUAAUGACUACCACCCACACUAUCUGUUGUACCUCGUGUGUGAUGUGUAAAACUUCGUUCGCCACUGAAAAGCGGUAGCACACCUUUCCGUGCUCAAACAUGAGACUUGAGGUUGCAGAAUUUCGAAUGGAGACCAGAAUGGGAGCUUAUGUUUAGCCAUGGAUCUCUGAGGUGAAGAAAAGUGUAUGUAAAGAAAAGACAUGUUCGUUACGGCUGUGUGUAGGGUAGUUACGUCCAUUCUGACUACUCCUAGAAUAUGCUUUAAAUUUUUAUUUAUAUGUACUUGACGUUGCAUUGAUCUUAACGUGGGUAAUACCAGUCUACAUGAACAACACGCUUUCCGCACAUCCGUGUCUAGGUCUUCGACCCUCUUUUAGAUUUCUGUAGCACCCUCGUACUGCUUACUCUGCAAUACUGUAGCGCGCACUCUGUCACAUUGCUGGAUAUUUUUCGCAGUGGACAAAGGCUCGCUCCCUGCGUGAUACGUGAUUGAAAUGUGUGUCGAUUAUAAGUGUUUCCUCUCCUGGGGCGCACCCGUCACUGGAUCGCCCCGAAUCUCCUGUAGUAGGAGCUUACCGCAGUCGAAGCGCGCAGUCGGCGCCGUUCACAACGAGAGGGUCACCUCGUCAGCUGUCCUGUAUAGUAGCCAAGAGCCAUGAGCAAGGCUGCGUUGGUGUAUGUGUUUGGUGUUUGGGUUCGAGUCGGAGAGCGAUCACCUUUGGGAGAGCGGUCGCAGACAGGGCGUCUCACCGAAUGCCCCGGGAGAUAUGCCGGAUAUGCCACCUCGUGGCGAGUCGCGCGCCCUUCCCAAGAGGAAGGCGACUGACUCAAAACCGGAGACGGAGGAAUGCCCGCCGCGACUCCGGCUGUCCGCGCUGUCUCUGGAAAGCUUCACGUCGGGGCGAGGGGCCCUUCUGCCAUUUGUAUGCAGCGCGCGACGACGCCGUGGGCUGUGUACCUCGGGUGACCUAUUUCACGGCGUCAGUAUACCGGCCCCCUACCACACCGCUUCACCCCCUCUGCGCACACAAGCCCUAUGUCGGAGCCUGCGUCGUUUGCGAAAGGCUUUGCGACCGAGCUUUGGUGAAGCCGUGUGUAGAAGAACGCUCUUGUUUGUCUCUCCGAUCUCGCAAUCGGUGGGCCGAUGUUAGCGUAAACGACACAAGGAAGCGCGUGUUCUGUGUACUGCGAUGUUAAUGCUAGAUGGAGAAUUGUGCACCCUCGUUGUGGAAAAAAAAGAAGAAGAAGAGAAUGCGCUGAAAUAAGUAUACGUUCUAGUGUCCAUACAAUCUCAACUGUACUGUCUCGCCUGGUAUGUUUUUCCCAAAAAGUAGAGCACGUGAGAAAGGCUCGACAGUGCUCGGGUAAAUUUUGCUGGCUCAAGCGACAAGUGGUCUACGAAGGCCGUUCUAAGAAGGAAAUAUUCUGUGCACUUGCUCAACGCAGCGCCAAAAUACCGCAUGUGCAUAGGUUAUUCUUUGUACACACAUCCAUUUUGUAUGUUAUCACGAAGUCCGUGCAUCAUGUGUUUCAUGUAUUCGGUGGUCUCCGUGUAGAAAAAAAGAAAAGACAACUAAGGAGAUUCGCCGCCCAGUGUGAAACGUCUCGUCGUUAUUCGGUGGUGUCUGCUUCCUUUUUCCGUUAUCAGUACCGUGUACGCUGAUAACGACUUGGACACGGAUGCCAUUGAUUCUAGUACCCCGGACAACAAUCUUACUGUAUGUAUAGCAGCGGCGAUCUUGUACACCUAUGCCAAGCGCCGACAGACGCGCUCCUUGACGCACCAUGAAGCACGGGUCAUAGAGGAGUCAGAUGCUGCACCUUGUUAUCCAUACAGGAUGCAUGGGCGAGGUCAGAUCUGUACAUGCUUUUCGGAAGAGUUCAGCGCACACUUGAUAUGGCAGCUUAGGCCAACAAGAAUCCCGCCAAUUGUCACCGCUUUCUAAUUGUACUGUUUGCGAAAAACAAGAAACAAAAAACAUUCAGUGAAAUGUCAUUUUGGAGGUUGGCUAAUUUUCCUUAACAUUGACCGGGAAAGUGAACGAAGAGACGUUGCCAUAUUUUAACGUUGCAUGCACGUACUCCGGGCUCCUCGCGAGAGCCGCAUACACCUGCCAUAGCUUCCAAAGGAUGGUAGCUGGAGAUGGCUACAUCUUAAAGGGGCCCUGCAACACUUUUUCAGCAUGGUCAGAAAAGGCUGCGGAUCGGUAGUCCAGGCUCCUCAGAACACGCGAGCCAAACAUUAUAGCGCAGCACGCGGACUGGAAUUUACAAUUAAUUUUCAAAAUCAGCUAGAAAUCGCUCCCUCUUAUCUCUACAAAUGAUGCCAUAUAACUAAAUUACUGCUCCAUAUACCCAAAAACCACGGCCAUUGGCUGAUCUGAGCAUCCUGAGCUGCAUAGUUACCGUGACCGCCGCAGGAUACCUCAACGUGCCCGCUGGCGCGCUCGCGAUGAAAGUAAGCCGCGCGUUCAAAGAAAAAAUGAAAAGAAAUUGCUCAAGGUGAUUAUGCGCGCUGACAAAGGGACGCAUCUUCUUGCCCCCUUGACAUCCCUGCGUAGCUUUCAGCACGCUCGCUAGUGCGAGAGGAGAGAGAAAGCGCUUGAAGCGGGCGACAAAUCCCUGUAACUCCAUCUUGAAUGAAUAAAACGCGCCAAAGAACGAGGACGAACAGACGAAACAACAGACCACGGCGCUGACUCGCAACUAAAACUUUAUUUCACAAGGAACAGAAUAAAUAGCAUCUGGGAAAGGAUAUCAAAAGACCAUCACGUAUGCACUUGGCGACAAAAGUAGCAACAACAACAAAAUACUCUACGUGAGUGAUUAGUCAUGAACAUGAGGCAAGUUAUCUCUGAGAUAAGACACUUCAGCCUGUGACAAGGCUACCGAAGGCUACCCUGUAACUCCGCUCGUACUUGACGGAUUCUAAAAAUGUUUGCGGAGGUCGAUUCGUGAGGCAAUAAGCUCUUGUAAUGAAGCCAUUCGACGAUUACUUGGGAAAAUGUUGCAGGGCCCUUUUAAAACGCGGCGCUUCGCAGCAGAAGUUUUGAAAGCUGCGGGGUGGUACAACGUUAGAAUCCUCUUCAUCAAGUUUCCCUCCGGUAUUAUCAUCCGUUGGUCGGGGGCCGGCAACCUCUACUACAAAACGUAGACGGGAGACCACACGAGCCUAUUAUACGAAACACGAAAUGGAAUUGAACUAGAAUAGAACAGUUCCAUUAUUUACUCCGGCCCUUACCACAUUCAGCAUUAGCGGGAGACGUUCUGCGUAGCUGACGUCACAACGACAAGGCACAAAGUGUAGCCACUACGCGUCUACACUUUGUGCCUUGUCGUUGUGACGUCAGCUACGCACAAUCUCCUAAAAUUCGGAUCUCAGCUCUUUCCUACUGCAGGUAUAUCUCCGAAGAGCUUGUACGGUCCGGUUUGGGCCCAAGGAGCCGUCGAGAGUGUCAACGCGAUGGUCAUUCAAGGGGCUCUGUCAGACCGCAGGCCCUUUGGGUCGAGUGCCGUUCGUUACGCCAUACGUAUUGCUGCAGCUGAGCCGCCUCAGCGUGAGCCCAUUCACUUUGUCUGAAUGCAAUGACCUCGAAGCUCGGCCAAAUUUCUCAGUUCCGCUGUCCCAGCCAUCGGGAUGGCAGCAGAAGAAGGAACAUAUCAUAAGUGGCCAACAGUUUACACAACUCUAUUUGGAAAGAGUCGCGUCGCUGUACAAACACUUUCUCUGUGUCUACCACUUUGCACAAACCACAGGGUCUACGCUGACGAAGAGGGAAAAAAAAAAGGAUUAUCCGUACGUGCUAUACUUACAAGUGUAUGUAUACAUGCUCAUGUUCCACGUUCAUUUGUCACGCCAUUUAUUUUGUUCGCUUAGGUGUAGCAUAAGUCGUGUACAUUUUGUUUAUGUAUAUAUAAAGAAAUAUUGCUAUUGUCAUUGCUAUUACCAAUUAUCACCAGACGUUGUCACUUCCGUCGCCAUUAAGCAACGUUCGCUGGGCAUCCGUUGAGUGUGUAUAAUUUAAUGUACAUUGCCAUUAAAGAAAGAAUCGUAUUGUUGAUAUAA